Plasmodium malariae is the source of this 555-nucleotide messenger RNA. RefSeq names its product nascent polypeptide-associated complex subunit alpha, putative. Bases 1 to 555 code for a protein of 184 amino acids. The transcript has 3 exons. Gene Ontology annotation, cellular component: cytoplasm; nascent polypeptide-associated complex. Lineage: Eukaryota; Apicomplexa; Aconoidasida; Haemosporida; Plasmodiidae. Gene Ontology annotation, biological process: protein targeting to membrane. The record is from RefSeq and is a predicted model, not a curated record.
AUGCAAGACGAAAAAGCAAAUUCGAAAGAUGAAAUAUCUUCAGGUUCGUCAUAUGAAGAAAAUGAUGAAAAUAUAAAUAUUUUAAAUCCUCCUAAUAGAACAAAAAUGAGCAAGGGGGAAAGAAGAGCAAGAAAGAUGCUUGUGAAACUUGGGUUAAAACCAAUAACAAAUGUGCAUAAAGUUAUCAUAAAAAAAUCGCACAAGAUGAUCUUUGCUGUUUCCAAUGUAGAAGUUUAUAAAAUAGAAGGAACAGAAUCGUAUGUUAUAUUUGGGGAUGCCAAAACGGAUGACAUAACAAAUUCAAUCAACAAUCUACUUCCUGAAAAUAUGCCAAAGGAUUCGGAUAUUCCAGUUGAAUCAGACAUGAAUUUUGACACUGUUGAAAAAUCUGAGGAAAAAACACAAUAUUUGGAUGAACAAAAAGUGGGAGACGUUUCACAGGAGGAUAUAGAGCUGAUUAUGUCCCAAACAAAGUGCAGUAGAGAUACGGCUAUUUCAGUCCUUAGAAAAAAUAAUAACGACCUAGUUCAAUCAAUUAUGGAAUUGAGUGGAUAA